Messenger RNA from Halichondria panicea, 3965 nucleotides. RefSeq names its product dynactin subunit 1-like. Lineage: Eukaryota; Metazoa; Porifera; Demospongiae; Suberitida; Halichondriidae. Gene Ontology annotation, cellular component: cytoplasm; microtubule plus-end; nucleus. Gene Ontology annotation, biological process: cytoplasmic microtubule organization. The record is from RefSeq and is a predicted model, not a curated record. Gene Ontology annotation, molecular function: microtubule plus-end binding. Bases 101 to 3841 code for a protein of 1246 amino acids. The transcript has 25 exons.
GUGAAUAUUUUAAUAUUUCUUAAUUAUAAACAACCACUUUUACUGUGUUUAGAGUUUAAUAAAGUAUCCAACCAACUAUAGCUAGCUAGCUCUAGCUACAAUGGCUGAAGGAUCGGGAACGGAGUUUAAAGUGGGCAUGAGGGUCACAGUCAAGGACAAGGGCUAUGCUGGGACCAUCAGGUAUGUUGGCGUAACCAAGUUUGCCCCUGGCAAGUGGGUGGGGGUGGAGCUGGACGAGCCUAAGGGCAAGAACAACGGAGCACUCCAGGGAAAGACAUACUUCAUGGCCAGAGACAACUACGGAAUAUUUGUCAGGCAGAACCAGAUUCUGGCCAUACCCAGUGUGAAUGCUCCUGGGGGCUCUGGGGCACAGUUGAAGAGGCCACUAUCUGGCAAGAAGUCCCCCCAGCCCUCUCCUCCAAGAUCUGUCCGUCCAUCCAAAGAGUCCCCUCUCCUCGCGUCCCAAGAGGGGCGGAGGAAGACACUCGAGGCUGGCACUGCUAAGAAGGGCAAGAGUGGAUCCAGUAGCGGGUCACAGACACCAGAGCCAACACCUAAGUUUGCUCCAGAGCCUGCCGCCGUGCCUAAUGAGGUCACUGAUCUCCAGCAGAGACUGGCCAUCUUACAGGGCAAGAGAGCCGAGGACAAAACCAAGAUCAAGGAACUCGAGAAGUACAAGGCCCAGUUCAACCAGAUGAUGGAGUACAAGCAGAGGUGGAGUGAGUCACAGACAGAGCUGCAGCAGCUACUCAAACUGGCUAAAAAGGAGGCCCGAGAGUGGCAGCUGGCCAAGGAGAAGGCAGAGGAGGAGUUGGGGGAUUUAUCUGAUGCCGUGGAGAUGGCAACUCUUGACAAAGAAAUGGCCGAAGAAAGGACUGAGAGCCUCGAGUCAGAGAAUGAGGCACUAAAGGAGAAGGUAGAGGAGCUGACCAUUGACCUGGAGAUUAUCAAGCAGGAGAUCAGUGAGAGUGGCGUAGAGGGAGCAGCUGCCAACGCUCAGUUCAAGCAGAUAGAGCAGCAGAACUCAAGACUCAAGGAUGCUCUCGUUAGGCUUCGAGACCUGUCAGCCCAGGACAAGCUAGAGCACCAGCGAGUGGUCAAGGACUUGGAGAAGAAUGCGUCAGAGCUGAACCAACUCAAAGAGGACAGAGAUAAGAUAGCGAAGGAACUGCAGGAAUCUGAUGAGAUCAUUGACGAGCUCAAGGAACAGGUGGACAUUGCCCUAGGCGCUGAGGAGAUGGUGGAGAAACUGACUGACACUAACCUCGAGUUAGAAGAGCAACUGAACACGCUCACAGACACGGUGGCCGACCUCGAGGCCCUCAGGGACUUGAGUGAGGAGCAGGAAGAGCUGCGGAUGGAAGUGGAGCAUGAACUGAGGGAGGAGCUAGACCUCAGCCUCAACAGCACUAGACAGGUGGAGCGCAAACUUGAUGCAGCCCAAGAGACCAUAAUUGAUCAGCAACAGACGAUUGAGAAGUUUCGAGAGCUGGUCCACAAUCUCCAGUCUGAUCUGACUGACCUGCGAGAGCGUGGGGAGAGGGCUGGGGACAGUGGGAGCAGUGGGACGGACACUCAGAAGGUCAUGAACCUCAACGUGCAACUCAAGUCUGCCAUCAAGGCACAAGCGAGGACGAUUGACUUUGAGUUGCGUAAGCUGGACGCACAACAAGCAGCUGAGCAUAUCGACCUUCUCAACUCCUUCAUGCCCAACUCAUUCCUCGUCAGCGGAGGGGACUAUGAUGCCCUGUUGGUGCUCAUGCUUCUCCCUCGACUGACCUUCAAGGCGGACAUGCUCAAGGAUCAGCUGAGACAACAACAUAAACUGGACGAGGCUCUCGGAUCAUUGAGCACCCUCACACCCCAGCAAGCAGACCAGUUGACCUUUGUACUGGCACUGGUGUACAAGCUGAGCACACUGCAGCUGCUCGUGGCUCGGGCAACAAGGAUUCUGAAUGAGUGUGAUGUGGGGCUGUAUCGUGGAGUGGGCGGGGUCAGAGAUGACCUCAACAUCCACGAGAAGGCUCUGGACAUUCUCAUAGAGCUCCUCAAGAAGGAACAGCUGGAUGAGAGUGUACCACUGCACGGACUGGACAAAGCCAUCACUCACUUCGAGAACCUCCUCACUACACGGCUACAAUACGAGACCCCCCUCAGCUGUGGGAAGUCAGAGGACCUCCUGUCUAGAAUGAGUGUCCUCUCCUCUGGUUGUGACUUCCUCUCUAUUGAGCUGCUUCGUCUGAGGGGGUUGGGGCAAGAGGGCGGAGUCUGGGUCACUCAAAUCAAAGAGAUGGAGAGCUUUAACAAUGAUCUCAGACAAGCUUGCAGGAAGAUUCGCCGCAAGGUACCUGCCUCUAACUCUCGUCGCAUGUUGAGGUACGACAGCACAGUGAGUGAGACUCUGAACAAGACAGGGCAGAGACAGCUGGUCCUCAUUGAUGCUUUCAAGGCACUCCACCUCAAGGCCAGUCAGAAGGCUAACAGUCUCACUGGCUCUGAGAAACUAACGAGUGGUGAAUUGGAGGGGCUUACUCGUGAGGUGGUGACCAGUGGAGCUCUGUUGGAGUUUAGCAUUGAGGGGAAGGACGCUAAGGAGCAGCUGCGUGCUAACAUGACCACCAACGCCACCUCUCUCGAUGGAUUCCUCGUCUCUUUAGGGGAGGGGAUUUACGACACACAGGCCACUAAGUCUAAGCCCGAGGCUCCGGCUGUUGUGAGGGCUAGAGCUGUGAAGGCGGAGCUUAGCGAUGUAGAGGGGCUGGGCUUUAAGCUGGAGGAGAGACGGAAGGACAUCAUGGAGCUUAAAAAAGCUCUCAAAAUGAAGGGCCAGGAGCUGAGCGAGGCUGGAGUGAAGAUAGGGUUACUGGAGAAGAAGGUGGAGUCGGCUGAUGGCGAGUGUGAUAAGAAAGUGGGUGUGGAGAGGGAGGAGCAAGACAGGUUGCGGAGGGUCAUGGAUGAGCAAGAAAGAAAGUUCAACAAGACCAUUGAGAUCUUGCAAGGAGACAUAGAGGCUCUUGAAAAUGAUAAGACAUCGCUGGAGAAAAAAGUCGAGGUUCAGUCGAAACGAGGCAUCUUAUCGGACAUUACGGUUGCCGGGAGACGCACCCUCGGGGGUAGGGGAAGUCCCUACUCGAGUCCAUUCAGCAGCCCAAACAUGCCACAUCGUGACAGUAGUGGGAGUGUGAGGAGUGGAGGAAGUGAGGCUGUAACUGUUGACAACACGCUACAGACACCGCUCCUCUUGUCGAGGAUAGAGUCUUUGAAGAAAGCUCUCGGCUUCUCCCAGCAUGACAACUUCAAGCUCAAAGCACAGAUAGCCAAGGCUCAGCUCAACUCUCUGCCUCCAUUGCACGUGCCUAAGAGGCUGAUUCACAAGAGGAAAGAGGAAGAUGACAAAGAUGGAGACAAUCAGACCGAUCAUGAGAAGUCUGUACUCAAACGAACAGCUGCCCUCAUUGAGGAUAUAAAGAGGUUCUCGUUGCCCAAAGUCAUCUCUCUAGACGUUGGUGUCCCUGCCGACAAGAAGCCUUCACCGAGGGAACAGCUAUCUAAUCAGGUUGCCAACAUCUUUGAAAUGCAACGUCAAGCUCAGCAGCUCAAGGAAGAUGUGACUAGACUGAUAGCCAGUAACUACCCUGGUGGCGUCAUCUCUACACAGCUGGCUUCUUUCACCUCCCCACAAUUUGCAAAGGCCCUGAAUGAAUCUACCCAGCCGUCUGUCCUGGCCGCUCGACUGAAGCUCCCACUACCCCCCGGGCAGCGGCAGUCAUGUGGGGGGUCUCAUCGCGUUGUGGUCAGUCCAGCUCAGUUCUCUCUGUUGCACUCCAGCGUGAUCAGCUGACUGUGAACAGAUGUGUAGUGUUAAAUUGAACAUAAUUAUUGUUAUAAUUUAUUAUGAACAAAAACUUCCUAAUUUGUGGGCGCAUAGAUAUUCUUAUAUCAUUGUAAAUAAUAUAUAGUAUAAU